CAAGUGGGUUCAAGCUAAAAUUUUACUCUGGGAAGAUGAUCCUGGUAAUCAAGUUGAAUAUGCCCUUGUUGGUAAUGAUGUUACGGAUAAAUUAGCAUAUGUUCAUGAACCAGGAAAUCCGUUAAAGACCAGACUCACUACAUUUUUGAAUACCUGUCAUUAA
Molecule: messenger RNA, 163 nt
Organism: Scutellospora calospora
Lineage: Eukaryota; Fungi; Glomeromycota; Glomeromycetes; Diversisporales; Gigasporaceae
Source: the annotation of a GenBank genome assembly